AACUAUCCCUGCGGCUUUACUAACUGUACACUCUCAUACACAGACGUAGGUGGAGCGAAGGAGGCGACAGAGCGGCUCUGUCAAGAACUUCGUGGAGUCUGUAGUGCCGUGUUUCCUGCUCUUUUUUGGCUUUAAACAAGAUACAAAUUAUUGAGAAACAGCGGGGGAUAUCGAGGAGCGUGAGCUGGACUUGGACACAGCUAUGGACCCUGGAUAUGGAUGGAGCCUUACCCCGCUCAACCAGGCUCCCUACAUAGAGAUUAUCGAGCAGCCAAAGCAAAGGGGGAUGAGAUUUAGGUACAAGUGUGAGGGACGGUCUGCUGGCAGCAUUCCCGGAGAAAAAAGUAAUGACACCACUAAGACCCACCCAGCAAUCAAGGUGCACAACUACAACGGCCCCCUGCGUGUUCGCAUCUCAUUGGUGACAAAGAACGCACCCUACAAGCCUCAUCCUCAUGAGCUGGUUGGAAAAGACUGCAAACAUGGCUACUAUGAGGCUGACCUGCAGGAGAGACGAAUACACAGUUUUCAGAACCUGGGUAUACAGUGUGUGAAGAAGAAGGAUGUAAAUGAGGCCAUCACUUGUAGACUGCAGACAAACAAUAACCCCUUUAACAUUCCUGAGGCUAAGGUGUGGGAGGAAGAGUUUGACCUAAAUUCAGUCCGGCUUUGCUUCCAGGCCUCCAUAACUCUCUCUACAGGGGAGCUCUAUCCUCUGGAGCCUGUUGUAUCACAGCCCAUCUAUGACAACAGGGCUCCAAACACAGCAGAGCUAAAGAUCUGCAGAGUCAACCGCAACUCUGGAAGCUGCAAAGGAGGGGAUGAAAUCUUUCUGCUGUGUGACAAAGUGCAAAAAGAGGACAUCGAGGUGCGUUUCUUCCAAGACUCCUGGGAGGGGAAGGGCACUUUCUCCCAGGCUGAUGUCCACAGGCAGGUGGCCAUUGUGUUUCGCACACCGCCCUAUCGUGACACUAACCUCACUGAGCCAGUGAGAGUCAAGAUGCAGCUCCGGCGGCCCUCUGAUCGAGAAGUCAGUGAGCCAAUGGACUUCCAGUACCUGCCAUCAGAUCCAGAUGAAUACAGGCUGAGUGAGAAGAGAAAGCGGACAGGAGACAUAUUCCAGAACCUGAAGCUAGGGCCCUUGCUAUCUAGUGUGACCACUCCACAAGAUAGACAGCACCUAAACCCAUCAAGGAGAAAGCUGACAGCCAAGCCUCCACAAGCUGCAGCUGUGGUGCCUACUGGUCCCCUUGGGGCAAAAUCACAUACCCAAUACUUCCAACCUGGCCAGCUAUUUUCAGAGCAGACAAAGGUAGAAGCCUCUAACAUGUCAGCAGCUCCUACCAACCAGUGGAAGAUGACAGGCCUGGGCUCCCAACCAAAAGCAAACCCAGUGUCUAGCUUUUCAAUGAACCCAUCACCGGCCACCGUCUCCUCUACCAUCGCUUCCACUUCCAAUCAGGACUACUCAACGGUCAACCUGUCAGAUCUUCAUGAAUUCUUCCCCAACAUUUCCUCGACUAUCACCCAGCAGGAGCCCUCAGCUUCUCAAAUAAACUUGGCCUCCUCACAGACAAGCAACUCCUUCGCCCUCCAGAGCACUCAGUUCCGGGCGGACCCAACACUUGUGGAUGACGAUAUCCCAGAUUUCCCUAGCUUCACUGAAGGCCAGGUCCCAGUCAACCUGGACAGCCUCAACAUGGAUGACUUGGAGGAUCUUCUGAACCCCCAGCUUGUUGGUGUAAAUCAUCCUUCAUGUCAUCAGACUGGCCCUUCAGCCUCCUCUACCGCUGCCCAGACUAGUGCAGCACCUCAGAACACUUCUGACCCUGCCAGCACUCCAGGAAGCACUUGGAUGAAUUACCCCAACAGCAUCGUGCAUCUGCUCCAGAACGAAAUCAUGACAGACAGCAGACCCAAUAACAACCAAAUGCUCGAAGACUUCGAUGAGUUGAUGUCUGCAGAUGAGGACCGUCUUAUUUCCAUUUUUAACAGUGGAAGCCAAGCUGGGUUUGUGUCAGGACACCCGACUUAAAGUUUGUUUCAUUUUUCCAAAGACCAGUUGUAUCUUCCCCUGUGGCCAUCAGGACUAAAACUUCUUUAUUAUUGUAAGGCAAAAAAGGAAGUAGGCAGGAGACCGAAUGUAGCAGCACUGCUCACUGUGGACACACUUCUUAAAAUACCAGCAAUGACUUUAUGGUAUUCAGUCUGACGCCUUGCCCAGUCAUAUAGUUUGUCUGAUAAAUUACAAAACCCAUAAUGUAGGUGAUCAGAUUUCAUGCCCUGUGAAACCCAUGUCCAGCAUCUGUGACUAAAUGUUUAGGUCACUGUCAACAUAUUGAUGGUGGAGACAGAUUCUCCAGCGAAUGUUUUAAGAAGACAGACAGCAUGGGUACUUUGAUAAAGGUAUCCGGUGUGGUGAUUAUUUUUGGAA
This is a messenger RNA of Oreochromis niloticus (Nile tilapia), 2434 nucleotides long. RefSeq names its product v-rel avian reticuloendotheliosis viral oncogene homolog A (gene rela). Gene Ontology annotation, biological process: inflammatory response; innate immune response; positive regulation of transcription by RNA polymerase II. Gene Ontology annotation, molecular function: DNA-binding transcription factor activity, RNA polymerase II-specific; RNA polymerase II cis-regulatory region sequence-specific DNA binding. The record is from RefSeq and is a predicted model, not a curated record. The transcript is spliced from 11 exons. Bases 203 to 2035 code for a protein of 610 amino acids. Gene Ontology annotation, cellular component: nucleus; cytoplasm. NCBI's taxonomy places the organism in Eukaryota, Metazoa, Chordata, Actinopteri, Cichliformes, Cichlidae.